Messenger RNA from Daphnia pulicaria, 1087 nucleotides. RefSeq lists its product as uncharacterized. Bases 642 to 1049 code for a protein of 135 amino acids. The record is from RefSeq and is a predicted model, not a curated record. NCBI's taxonomy places the organism in Eukaryota, Metazoa, Arthropoda, Branchiopoda, Diplostraca, Daphniidae. The transcript has 2 exons.
ACAGCCAAGUCCAUGCGCUAGUCUGCCAUCAAGUUACAUUAGUUGGCCUUCGCAGCUUCGUAGGUUUAGAACGUAUAGGAACGAUUGCCCGAACUUCUAGACAUAGGAGACUGUAUAGACUAGUAUACAUGUUGACCUACUUUAUAACUUUAACAGUUAUAAAGUUUUUUAAAGUUUCCCGCCCUACAAUCUUGCGAUCGCAGUGACCUGUGGUUAUAAGUUAUGCAACAGCUUCUUUUAUGUAACAAUUUAUGCAAGGCAUAGCCUAUCCAAUAUUAAGAAAAAAAAAAAUAGUUGAUAGUGAUUUCCCAAUAAUCGUGACUGGAAAAAAUUCCUCCCGCCAUAGAUUAUCGAUUUGAUACGCCUCAGCGGAAUAGAAGAAAUUUCAAAGCAAGUCCCGCGCCUACAGGAGUGAAAAAAAAGCACAUUCAAAAGAAAGAAAGGCCUUUCUUUAAAAAUUGAACAUUGAAAUUCCUUGUCGGUACUGAUGCGUUCAUAGGCUUGUAUGCAGUACUGGUACCUAUAUAAUAAGGUUUACAUGUUCAUCAGACUUUCAGUCGGCCUCGCUAAUUCCUCUCUUCCGUUCCUCUUGGAAAUAAAUACAGUACACGUUAUUGUUGACCAACGUAAGUGAAACCGCAAUGAAAACGAUUUUGGUCAUUGCAUCGUUGGUGUGUUUAUUCGCACCUUGCCUUGCAGCGCCUGGAUGGAACUCACGUUUCCCUUCCGGCGUGGGCGAUCCGAACGUCGCCAAUGCCAAGGUCAACGAGGCAUCCUCCCGCCGUCCUGUCCGAAUUGAAAAUUUAAUCAAGGAAAUAGCCGAUGGCAAAAGGCAAAAAUCUGCAUUCAGACACUCGACUAUUGUCAACGUCAUAGCUCUGCCGGAUGAAGAUUACCAACCCCCAGAGGAGGAGAUUCUUCCGCAAGACUCUUCUUAUUGUAAUCACUAUUAUUUUAUUAGCUAUUUCCUCACUCCCAAUAACAACUUGAUACCUAUUUAUUCUUAUUACUGGCCCAGCUAUUCGGUUUACUCUCCUUAUGAUUAUUAAAAAAUCUAAAUUUGACAUAAUAAAACAGUUCCCAUCUA